GGCUGAGGUUGCAAGAAUGAGCCGCGCGCCUGGGGCUGAGGUUGCAAGAAUGGCUUGGGCCGGCUCUGUGUGAAGCCCGCUUGACGGGAAGGCAAGGCGCUAACUCCUCCACAUCCCUCCAUUUGCAGAGUCUGCUUGUCCUUUGAGCCCUGAUCCUGAGAGGAGACGGAGAGCUUGAGCAGCUUAGUGAUAUAGAAGACAAAUAUUCAGUGUAUGCAAAAAUGAAAAGAAAAGUGGCAAAAGGUGGGAGACUGAGGCUUAGUCCUAACGAAGAAGCUUUACUUUUGAAAGAAGAAUAUGAAAGACGACGAAGAUUAAGGUUGCAACAGGUGAGAGAGCAGGAGAGGCACAUUGCAUUGCAGAUAAGACAAGAAGUGAAACAGAGGAGAGAUGAGCAGCUACAUCAGUUGGCAGAGGAACUCAAAGCAGAGUGGUGGAAAGCACAAAAUCAGAAGAUUAAAGCCUUGGAAAAACUGUAUCUAUCAAGUUUAAGGGCUGUGGGAGAAGGACAUAGACAGGCAAAGGAAAACGAACCUGAUUUGGUGGCUCUGGCAAAGCAAGCAGAGGAAAGGAAACAAAGAGCAGAGAAGAGACAUAAAGAAGCCCUGAAACAACAGAAAACUCAAAAAGAAAAAUUGUUGAAAGAGCAAACAUGGCGAACAAAUGCACGUAAGCAUGCAUUGUACAUGGAAAAAGAGAGAGCUGCCAAAAUUGCAAGCCUACCACCACCUCCACCUCAUCCUUUUGAGGACUUUGAAGUGAAAAGAAUGCCUACAGUAAAAGUCUAUAAUGCUGACAGUUUUUCUGUUACUCAUCACCAUCUUUUUGAACCUUAUGUGGAUAGAGAAAUGGACACAACACAGCCAGAUGCUCGAUUAGUAGCUGAAGAGAAAGCAAAGUGGUUGGAUGAGCUACAAAAAGAGGAAGAGCGAGAGAGGCGAGAACAACUUGAAAAAGCACAUCUGAGAGGAAGUCAUGCCUUGAAGAUGGUCCAUUUGGUACAAGAGCGAGAAACAUUAAUGAAAGAACUUGAACAGAGGCAGAAUAUGGACCUGGCACGCAGAAGACAUAUUGUGGCAAAGAUGCCACCACAGCUGUUUGAACCUGCAUACAGACGCAUGGAAAUUAAAGAAGACUGGCAGAGGGAGCUGGAGUUUGCCUUUGAAGAUAUGUAUACUGGAGACAGGAAAAUGAAAGGGGACAUGAUUUUGCACCUAGAGCCACAGCCUUUGCCAAUUCCCUCUGAUCGGUCUCAAGAUGAGGACCUGAAUAUCUCACUGGAGCCAGAUUCUGCAUGUGAGACUCAAUCAAAAUUGGAUGAGGUAGCGGAAAAGGAAGACCAGCACUUUAGUGAAUCGGAGAAUCAUGAAGUAGGAAUGGUGUCUCAAACACAAUCAAAACUGGUCUUAAAAAAAUUGCUAAAUAAGAUCCGGAGCCAAAAAGACCAGUGGACUUCAAAAUGUGAAGCAGAGGUUCAAAGUGAAAUUGAGACAAUUGAAUCAGGAACACUUGCUAGUGAAGAGAGACGAUUAUGUGAUUCAGAACCUGGUCAUGAACAACAUGCUGAUUCAGUUUCUCAAGACAUGGAAUCUCCAGAAAUGAAGCAUACUGUUAUAGCUGGAAAUUCAGUCCUAAUCCAUCCUCAGGAACAAGCAACCAAAUCAAGAAUGGAAGUAGAGAGACAAAAACAGCUACAGCAAAUAGAGCAACAAAAACAGCAGCAGCUAAUUUUGCUGAAACAAAUUGAAGAAAAGAGAAUACAGUUGGAGGCAGAGUUUCUGAAGGUCCAAAUGCAGGCUCACCAGGAGGAAAUAAAGAAAAAAGAACAAGAGGCGAUAGCUCAAGACUCACAGCUGAGUCCUGAUCUGCUUGUGAAUCAACAUAGGCAAAUGGAACACAAGACUGAAACUACUGUGGUGCCUGAAACUAGCAGUUUUAAAGAGGAAAAUCAUAUACAGAUGAUUCAUAACUAUCAACGAUGUCUUCUACAGCAAAACAGAUUGCACAAACAGUCAGUUGAAGAAGCCAGAAAACAGUUGCAGGAAUAUCAGAAUAAGUUGAAGCAAAGAUAUCCGUCUAUUUCUAUGCCAUUAAGCUCUGCAGUUACAUUGCAGUCAAGAUUUGUUAACUUAAAACCUACUACCCAUGAAUCAGUUUUACAAAUGCAUGGCCCUGCAGUACUUCAUAAAGAUCAUCCAUCAGCUAGUCAGUCAUCUGUACAAGUUCAAGUACAAGAAUAUGCUAAGCCAUUAACCACACAUCCAAGAACACAUUUUGUGUUAGAAAAACCAUUUGAACAGAGAGAUGAUGAGCAAAGGCAUAUUAUGGGCUCUCCUGGACAGUUACGACCUAUAGAUGUGUCUCAGUUGGAUCAAAGGCAAUUUCAGUUGCCCCAACAGAGUUACCCUUCACAAGAACAGAUGGAAAUGCUGGGUACUUCUAAUAAUCAGAUGAGAGAACUUCCAGGGUCAGUCAUGAUGACCUCACAAGAUACUUCAGGUAUGAUGAAAACAGAGGCACAGAUAAAACAGGUCACAUCAGCUUUGCCCACAGAAGAGCCAUCUGAGCCUUCAGGAACCCUGUACCUUGAAAAAAAGUCAGUAAUGUCUCAAGAAAUGCUAAACUCACCAAGAGAGAGGGAAACACAAAAACAGUCUCAUCUUACCACACUUGAUAUGCUAGCAGCAGAGGGGCCUCCAAUAGCUCAGACUGCCUCAUUUGAUUCUUCAGAAUACCAGCAGGUACCUGCAAAGAGCAGCAUAAAGACAACCUUUGAACAGUCUAUCCCCCAAUUUUUUCAACACCUUACUUCAUUAUCUCCUGAUGAAUCUGAGACUGGGGCAAGCCAAGAGUCUUUUGCGCCCAAAAGUGGAGGUGCAUCUUUGUUAAAUUAUUCCAAUAUAUUAAUGUUGAGAGCAAAAGUACUGGCUUCUUCAGAGAGCAUCCAAGCUCAGCAAGAUCAUUUGAAAGAACUGCAAGAACAACUGGAUGUACAAAGAGAUGCUCUUCUUUCUAGGCAGAGACUGCAGGAAGAAUUGCUUUUACAUAAGCAGGCUAAAUUAAAGGAACAGAUGCAGAAACAACAGGAAGCUUUGCAGGAUUUUCUUAGUAAGCGGACAGAAGAAUCUGUCACAUACAGAAAGAUGACAGAAACACAUAAUUCUGACCAUUUCAGUCUGACGACUUACCCUUUCAAAGAUGCAGAAAGUAAAUCUCAAGAAGUUAAUUGUUGUGAUAUGAACAACUAUGUCAAAAAUAGAUUGCUUUCGCAAAGCAUCAAUCAAGCUGAGCAAAUUGAAGAGUCUCAAAGAAUUCUGAGAAGAGAACAGCGAUGGCAAACUUCAAAACCACCUCCAGCUAAAAUCAAGUUAGGGCUAGAUUUGGAACAACAUGAACUAAGUGUAAUACCAGAGCUAGAUACACCAACGAGUGGCAAAAUUUCUUUUACAGAUAAAACAGAUUCAGUUGGUGAAGAAGCUUCUCUCAUUUCAUCUGCGGAAGAGCUAGUGUCUGGCUUGUGCAACAAUGAAUCUGUUCAUGAAGAAAGAGACUUACCCAUCACAAAUUGCAAAGAACAAGGUUCUAAUGAUAACCCAAAAUACAAUACUGGGCUAAUUAAUUCAUGGCAUGAAGGACUGAUGGUGGAUGCAGGUAGUUCACAUGGCCCAGCCUUCCCCAAGGAGUCUGUUGUCAUGAGUCAAGAUUUACCAGUUUGUGCUGCUGAUGGUGGAAGGGGAGUAAUUACAGAUUCUGGGCCAUCAUGUAUACCUGAUAGUACGGUAACACUUUCUAAAGGAUGGUCAACCAGCUUUGCUCUGCAGGAACGAGAGGCAGUCGUUGGUUAUUUGUCUUCAACAACAAUUUCUAGUGGCAGUUUUUUACCCAGUGAAAAGUUAGAUUUAAGCCCUGCUAAUACUGGAUUGUCUUCCAAUAGUGCAGAGGAUAGGAUAUUGAGAGAAACAGCAAGCAGCCCUUGGGACUCUUCAGCUUCAACACCUACCACUGCUCAGCAGAGGCAUGAGAAUUCUUCUGAAGUUUCUGAAUGUCAUCUGUCUGCAGAAGAGAAUUUUAUCUCUAACAGAAGUCAAAUUCAGCAGAUCAUAGACAAAUACACAAAAGAUUGGAACUGGUUACCUGAAAAGAGUACAUCUUUCCAUGCUCCCGCAGUUGGACUCAGUUUUUCUGAUAUGGAAAGACAUUUCCCUAACUUUCAACGUCAGCUUUUUCAGCCUUUGGAACCAAGUCCUGACUAUGGUACCACCUCAUCCCUUUUUCAGCAUAGGAUUUCUCAAGACAGCAGAGACUUCAGCAAGAGUUUAGCCAUCUCAACUCAAAGUCAAGACACGCCUGAAUUUCCUCAAGCCACAACCUCUAGCUUGAAAACAAGUUACAAUCUGCAUUCUUGUCUCAAUAGAAACAAGCUAAACAAUACUACAUCACAAGCAGAGGAAUCAAUUAAGGAACAUGUUACUCUAGCAGGUUCUGAAGAAUCUUUUCACCCUCUUCACUUGGAAUCUACCCUGAAUGAGCACAGCCAGAGUACUGAACAACCCACAGGUCUUUGCAUUGUAUCUGAACAAAAUUCUAAAAUUAAAAAAUCACAGAAUGGGGCCUACAUUUCACUUGUUGGAGACCAGUAUGAGGAGCUAAUGAGAAAUAUAGAGAACACUAAUCUUCAGUCUUCAGUAGAAAAUCUGCAGAGUCCAACUUCAAGUUCACUGGCAGAACAGGAUUCAUUUCACCAACUAAUUACAACACAGGCUACAGAAAAUGAGAUUCUCUUGACUGAACGUUCAGUAAAAGAAGUUGUGGAACUGAGAGAAAAGAACUUGUGCUUUGAAGAAUUACCUGUUGUGGCAUCCACUAAGCACACUCAGCUUACUGAAACCCCAGUUCUUAGAAAUGAAGCAAAUAGGAUUGUAGAAGGGGACCAUUCGCAAUGCAGUAUAAAUAUAUUGAAUGAAGAGCAAAGCAUUCUAGAAGUACAGAUAUCCUCUAGAAUGCCUACAGAAAUGGAGUCAAAAAUUUUGGGCAGCCCUUCGCAAGUAGCUGUACUGCAAAAUUGUUUGCCAGAAACACCCCAAAAUCAAAAUUCUCAUUCAGUGAUUACAAUAAGUUCAGGCUCUCAUACUUCACAAAGUCGUGUGCCAGUCUGGGAGACAGAGUCAGGGCAAGGUAUUAUGGAAGAACCUGAACUGACGCUGUUAAGCUCAAAUGACGUCAGUAUUGCAGAAUCAGACUGUGAACACAUUAGCCAAGAGAAAAAAAGAAAAAAAAAGUUGGAUAGUCUGGCAUAUUCUGGUCAGACUGAACUUAAAAGUUGUUCUGAGGGGAGAGAAUUUUUGCCUUUAAACCCAGAAGCAGAUUACUCGGUUUCCAUGCUUUCUGACUGCUCUGCAAUAGCUCAGACUCCUAAUGAGGAUCAGUCUGUUACACCAAUCUGCAGUCAUGUUGUUAGAGUUCACAUCCACACCGUGUACUUUACAAGAAUCGUUUUUAAAGAGAAAAAAAAACUUUAUCCAGAAGUCCUCUAAAAGAGUGGAAGAAAUAAAAAAUAAAGAGAGACACUCUGAAAAACCUCAAGAUAUGUUGUUUCAAAGGGAAAAGGCUAAAAGAUUUCAUAUGCUGAAGGAGCAUUCUCCUACUUCUGACUUUAUAAUCAACUAGCUGAAGUGAAAAGCAGAAAGGAAGAGAAAUCAAGACAAGAAACCUAUGCUAAAAACAGGGAAAAGGCCAAAGAGUUUCAAAAGAAAACAUUGGAAAAACUACGAGCCAAAAAGACUCCUUGAACACCAGAUCCUUUAAGAGACUUCUGGGAAUAAAAGAAGUGCUUGACUCCUUUCUCAGGUCAAUCCAAGAAACGUAUCAGAAGGCCAGAGUCACAUUAAGCAAUACCAUUAUGUAACUAAUGUACUGAGUUUUUAUAUAGAUGAAAAAUUGAUAAUUUAAAUAAUGUAGCAACCUAGAGUAUAUUCCCAAAUUUUGAGUGAUAACCACUACCCAAGCUUUCCUAAUUGCAGAUUUAGUCUGCCAGUUUAAACUCCAUUUCUACUUGUAUUAUGACUCAGAUUAACCAGCUCUAGAUUAUUGUACAAAAGCUUUUUUAAUUGAGGAAGGUCUGCACUUAAAAGUGAAGAGUAAGGUGAAUCUUUUUAAUAAAGUUUUGUAAUGAAACCUGGGA
Messenger RNA from Pelodiscus sinensis (Chinese soft-shelled turtle), 6181 nucleotides. NCBI's taxonomy places the organism in Eukaryota, Metazoa, Chordata, Testudines, Trionychidae. The record is from RefSeq and is a predicted model, not a curated record.